GAGGUGUGCGGCAAGUAAAAUUUUCGACCUCCGCGAACUCCGCGAAUCCCGACGAAACAUAAAUAUAGCGACACGAUGGCCGAAUUUAAUAGCUGGCUUAGCUCGAAACUGAAAGCUUCCAACGCGGAUGAGAGUGUGUUCGGCUCGUACAUAACCGGAAUCCUCGAAGGAGACGAAAAUGAUGAGGAAAAAAUGGAAGCCUUGGAGGGUAUUCUCAGCGCAAUCAUUGAAACAGAUCUGGAACCGUUCAUCAAAGAAAUACUCGACAAGUGGAAAAUUUGUCACGAUCGAGAGUCGGCCAACGGCACCGGCUCCAAGCCGACGAUGGACGUUGAAGUGCGUCUGGCCAAACUGUUGGAGGGCCAAAAAUUGGCCACCAAGGUAGAACGCGAGUACACCGAAGAGGAACGGCGAAUUAAGGAGCAAAUACUGUCGCAAUACAGCCAGCUUUCCGAAAGUGAGCAUGAAGAUGCCGACGAGGAAGGGGCUAGUUCUGCCGAUCCGAAGCUGGUCAAAAACACAAACGUUGCCGAUGUACUGGCCCUGGCCAAAGAGAAACGUGAGCAGGCUAAACUCGAGAGCCAGCAAAAGAAGGAAAAGGACAAACAGGAUCGAGAGAAGCAACGACAGUUACGCGAAGAAAAGAAAGAAAAGCGAAAAACCGUCAAAGGUGAACGGAGGCGGUAGCAACAACCGGGCACUUGCGGUCAGUUAUUUUUUAUUGUUUCAACCAAGCACUGCUGCUGCCGGUGCUUGACGUUCGCUCCCCCCUUCCUGUAUAUCACUAAAUGUGUUCCCUCCUGAGUGAUGCAAAAUAUACGAAAAUCUCUGU
Messenger RNA from Anopheles cruzii, 832 nucleotides. Its product is annotated as coiled-coil domain-containing protein 43. The record is from RefSeq and is a predicted model, not a curated record. NCBI's taxonomy places the organism in Eukaryota, Metazoa, Arthropoda, Insecta, Diptera, Culicidae. The transcript has 3 exons. Bases 76 to 687 code for a protein of 203 amino acids.